Messenger RNA from Calidris pugnax (ruff), 1687 nucleotides. RefSeq names its product RNA binding motif protein 22 (gene RBM22). The record is from RefSeq and is a predicted model, not a curated record. Lineage: Eukaryota; Metazoa; Chordata; Aves; Charadriiformes; Scolopacidae. Gene Ontology annotation, cellular component: U2-type catalytic step 2 spliceosome; U2-type catalytic step 1 spliceosome; Prp19 complex. The coding region runs from base 90 to 1352 and encodes 420 amino acids. The transcript has 11 exons. Gene Ontology annotation, molecular function: metal ion binding; U6 snRNA binding; pre-mRNA binding.
UACUUCCGGGUCCCGCCGCCUGCCGGGAAGGAGGCGGAGCGGCGCGGCGGUUUCCGGCGGCUGAGGGGAGCGGAGCGGCAGCCGCCGCCAUGUCGACAUCCUUGGGCUCUAACACCUACAACCGGCAGAACUGGGAGGACGCGGAUUUCCCUAUUCUGUGCCAGACAUGCCUUGGAGAAAACCCCUAUAUUCGAAUGACCAAAGAAAAAUAUGGAAAAGAGUGCAAGAUUUGUGCCAGGCCUUUCACGGUGUUUCGCUGGUGCCCCGGUGUUCGGAUGCGUUUCAAGAAAACAGAAGUGUGUCAGACGUGCAGCAAGCUGAAGAACGUCUGUCAAACCUGUCUGCUUGACCUGGAAUAUGGUUUGCCUAUUCAGGUCCGGGAUGCAGGACUCUCCCUUAAGGAUGAAAUGCCCAAGUCUGAUGUCAAUAAAGAGUAUUACACCCAGAACAUGGAGCGAGAGAUAUCCAAUUCUGAUGGCACCAGACCAGUUGGUGCACUGGGAAAAGCUACUUCUACCAGUGACAUGCUGCUGAAGCUGGCUCGGACCACUCCUUACUAUAAACGUAACCGUCCUCACAUCUGUUCCUUUUGGGUGAAAGGAGAAUGUAAGAGAGGAGAAGAGUGUCCCUACAGACACGAGAAACCUACAGAUCCAGACGAUCCGCUGGCUGAUCAGAACAUCAAGGAUCGUUACUAUGGAAUUAACGAUCCCGUGGCUGAUAAACUCCUGAAGAGAGCCUCAACCAUGCCUCGUCUAGACCCCCCCGAUGACAAGACUAUUACUACACUCUAUGUUGGAGGGCUUGGAGAUACUAUCACUGAAUCGGAUCUCAGAAAUCACUUCUACCAGUUUGGGGAGAUUCGGACAAUAACUGUAGUGCAGAGGCAACAGUGUGCUUUCAUCCAGUUUGCCACCCGGCAAGCUGCAGAAGUGGCUGCUGAGAAAUCCUUCAACAAACUCAUUGUCAAUGGUCGCAGGCUCAACGUCAAAUGGGGAAGGUCCCAGGCAGCAAGAGGAAAAGAAAAAGACAAGGAAGGUACUACAGAAUCCGGAAUAAAGCUGGAGCCAGUUCCAGGACUUCCUGGAGCUCUCCCCCCUCCUCCAGCUGCAGAAGAGGAGGCUUCUGCAAAUUACUUCAACCUACCUCCAAGUGGCCCUCCAGCCGUGGUUAACAUUGCCUUGCCACCUCCUCCUGGCAUUGCUCCACCACCACCUCCAGGUUUCGGACCACACAUGUUCCACGCCAUGGGGCCCCCGCCUCCCUUCAUGAGAGCCCCAGGCCCCAUUCACUACCCCUCUCAAGAUCCCCAGAGGAUGGGUGCCCACGCGGGGAAGCACAGCAGCCCCUAGCACGUCCUGCUGCCACCCUCAUCGUUUCAUUACAAGUGAUUUUUCUAGUUACCAUGGUAGCGCCAUACGUUGAGCUGUGGGUGAGCUAGAGAAGCCUUAUUUCCCUGCUUGCAGGCACGGGGCAGGCUGAGCUCCGUGUCUCCGCUCGCCGAUCGGGUCCUUGAUACAUCCCAGGUCUUUCAUGUAGUGUUGAAGGGGCAUGAGGGGGGGACGGGGGGGGCAGAGAGAAGGGCUGUUGGGGGGGGUCUCUGGAUCAGGUGUACCAGAAUUACAGUGCUCGCCGUGUAUCCCCUUUGCACACUUUUAAAAUAAACUUCUGGAAAAACAAAACCAAA